Messenger RNA from Canariomyces notabilis, 1407 nucleotides. RefSeq lists its product as uncharacterized. The record is from RefSeq and is a predicted model, not a curated record. The transcript has a single exon. The coding region runs from base 366 to 1283 and encodes 305 amino acids. Lineage: Eukaryota; Fungi; Ascomycota; Sordariomycetes; Sordariales; Chaetomiaceae.
GACAUGUGUAACAUUGCCUACACGCCAACAUGCUGGUACUUGAAGCCCGAAGAGAGCCUGGUGGAUGAGGGCCAGUGACUUAACGUGAUGUCGAGAUUCCCAUCCAAAACUCGUGGAAGGCAUCAUGGUUACCCAUGCGGGACAAUGUCGGUCUCCUGCCUGAUUCCAGUAAGCCAAGGAUGUCAUUCCUACGCAGUGCCAAAAAUGCCUGAAUUCAUAUCUCUCCUCCUCUCGAGCUUCCCUGUACCCAAUUAGCAAGCCUGUCGUCCCUAGUCUCAGAGACCUUUGACAAGUACUCAUUCCUCAAGAUACACAAUCUCAGGAUCUCACAUAGCACUCCAUCAAAGCUCACGGCUAGAAAAUCCAUGACGUCCGAACCACAUCCAACCUUCCUCACUAUACCCCUCGAACUCCGUCUCGAAAUCUACAAACACCUCCUCACCAUCCAUGCUAUACCUCCCGAGUACUACUGUUACCACGGAAUUCCCACGUAUCCUCACGCCUCCAACCCACCACCACCACCACCAUCACCGCGGCCAGAACUCCUCCAUCCCCAAAUCCUGCAGACCAACCGUCGAGUCAACAGCGAAGCCACGCCCGUCCUUUACGCGCUCAACACCUUCACCCUGACCCUCGAUGCCCACGCCCACCAACCUCAACCCUGUCUCGAACUCCCCCUCCUCGGCCCACGGGACUGCUACUCGUACUGGUACUGCUACCCGCCGGUAACCAGCCCACACCUAGCGGCCCAGAUCCGGCACUGGCGCUUGCAUCUCGCACUAGACGACCACGAGCCGUUCCUCCCGAUCGAUUCAUCGUCGUCGUCGUCCCGACGAGGACCAACCCAACCCCAACCUCAACCUCAACCGCCGCUGCACGUGCCGCGAUCCACCAUCACCACCACCACCACCAGCGCUGCAUCCUCUGCUCCUGCUCCUGCAACUGCAACAGCAACAACACCCACGGCACAGACUCCGGCUCAGCUGCUCACAAACGCGACGUCAGUGACCAUCUUCCUCCGGCGCACCCUCGGCGCACUGCUAGGCGGCGCCAGCAGCGUCGAUGCACUCCGGCCCUUGGAACCUGUCCGCGGCGUGCGCCAGGUCAUUAUCGAGCCCACAGCUCUGGGCGGCGGGGCGGUGCUGGAAGGGUUUGGGGGGUACAUCGCGUGGCUGGUUGGGGUGAUGGGCGCGGCGGAGGGGGAAAGGGUCGGGGAGAAGUACAUGCCGCGUGAUGAGAUCGAGAGGAGGCGGUUGGAAGGUUGGGGAGGGUGGGUGAGAUGAGAGAGGAUUUUGGAGGGGAUGGUGAAUGGGAUAGGAGGGUGGAGGGAUGGAUGGAUGGAUGGAUGGAUGGUGAAACGAGCGGAAGUGACUGCGAAUACACAUGGAACAGGGACUUCUAGUGUAC